UAAAUAAAAUGCCAAAAUAUUUUUGUGACUACUGCGAUACCUACCUAACACAUGAUUCUCCAUCGGUUCGGAAAACUCACUGUGCAGGACGGAAACAUAAGGAGAAUGUGAAAGCUUAUUAUCAGAAGUGGAUGGAGGAGCAGGCACAGACUUUAAUAGAUACAACCACAGCAGCAUUCAAGGCUGGAACAUUAAUCCAACCCUCUCCCGUCCUUCCUCCUCAUCCUGCUCAUCAAUCCAUUCAUCUUGUACCAUCAUCCUCUCUUCUCCAACCCCAUCUUCAUCUUGCUCAUCCACAACACCAACAUCCUCUUCAUCAACUUCAUCAACAACAUCAACUUCAGCCUCAACUUCAACCACAUCCGCAACUACAACAACAUCCUCAACUUCCUCAGCACCAUCAGUUACUUCCACAGCAUCAUCAACUUCUUCAACAGCAAAAUCAUCUUCCUGGGUUCUUCUCUCCAAUGUUCCAAUCACCAUUCCGUCCUCCGCCUCUUCAGUUCAUGAUCUUUCCACAACAAAUAUAGACAAUGCUUCUUUA
Eurytemora carolleeae is the source of this 544-nucleotide messenger RNA. RefSeq names its product U1 small nuclear ribonucleoprotein C. NCBI's taxonomy places the organism in Eukaryota, Metazoa, Arthropoda, Copepoda, Calanoida, Temoridae. The transcript has 2 exons. Bases 9 to 530 code for a protein of 173 amino acids. Gene Ontology annotation, biological process: mRNA splicing, via spliceosome; spliceosomal snRNP assembly; mRNA 5'-splice site recognition. The record is from RefSeq and is a predicted model, not a curated record. Gene Ontology annotation, cellular component: U1 snRNP; nucleus. Gene Ontology annotation, molecular function: zinc ion binding; pre-mRNA 5'-splice site binding.